UGCUGAUUGAGACUCUAAUUGUGCUCCUUGUUUUUUUUCUUUUUUUUUUUUUUCUUUUUGCGCGGUACUUUUGAAAAACUUCCAACAUGGACCGUGCAGCAGGAUUUGCACUUUUACUGGUUUUGACGGUUGCGCACGUGCGGCUCGGUGACGGUCACACGGACGCGACAGGUGUGCGCGAAGCGGCCGCGGGCGCGUCGCACGCGCCGCUCCGGGACCCGCAGCCGUCCCGGGGGAUCAGUCAAGGUCACUCGCCGAGUUCACCGGGGGACUCCGCAUCCCCCGGGACCCGGACUCUAGCCCGCCUGCCCAGGGGAGGCACGUCCGCCGGGGACGAGGCGCGCGCCGCCGCCGCCGCGUCCCGGGAAGACGUCGCCCAGUGGCCGCGGGACGGAGCGCGGCGCGCCGCCCGCCAGACGCACGGCCAGCAGAGGACCAGGGUGAACCGCAGGCAGAACAGCAAGCCCGGCUCCGCCAGCAGCAGCAGGCGGCUCUCCGGGCCGAACGUCUGCGGAGGUCAGCAGUGCUGCUCCGGCUGGGCCUUGGCUCCGGGAACCAACCGCUGCAUAAAACCGGACUGCCAGCCCCCCUGCCAGAACCGCGGCUCCUGCAGCCGGCCGCACACGUGCGUGUGCCGCUCCGGCUUCCAGGGGCCCCGCUGCGAGGAGGUGGCCCCCGAGCAGGUGUACAUCCGCGACGGGGGCAGCCUGCGGCGCGUCCAUCCCGGCUCCAACCCCUUCCAGAGAGACCAACCGCAGAGGAGGCCGGCGGAGCGGCAUGCCGGCGACGCCACCCGGGCGCAGACCCCGCGACCUGCGACCACCAGGCAGCCUGCGACCCCAGUGAGACGGGGACCCCCCGACGCCUCGCCUCAGCAGACCGGGACCUCCCGCACCGUGAAACGCUAUCCGUCGUCCUCCGCGCCCAUCACCUCCAACGCUCUCCCCAGCAGCAACGGCUAUGCUAACGGACACGGCGGCGAGCACGGGACCUGGCACGGGCACAGGAACGGGCACAGCACGGCGCACUACGCCAACGCCCACAGGCCGGCCGGCGAAAAUCAGCUGCAGGGACAGUUCAACAACGCACUGUCGCCAGCAGGGGCCAACCUCACCUCCAACCUGGACCGCAUAAAGAUCGUCUUCACGCCCAUGAUGUGCCGCCGCGUGUGCAGCGGCGGGCGAUGCUACAACAGCUGCGAGAAGGGAGACAUGACCACGGUCUACAGCGAGACCUCGCACCAGCAGCAGCCCAAGAACCAGGGUUUCCGACUCUUCUUCUGCCAGCUUCCCUGUCUGAACGGCGGCCGUUGCAUUGGAAGAGACCUCUGCUGGUGUCCUUCGAACUCGACGGGGAAGUUCUGCCACCUCCCCGCCCCGCCCCCCGCCCGAUCCAACCCCGCCAGCCACAAGGACGUGGGCCAGAGCAGAGGAAAGCCUCCGUCUCAGUCCAUGUACACUCUGCCGCUGUCCAACCAGCACGUGUCUCUCCACCCGUCCCUGGUGAACGUCCACGUCCAGCACCCCCCGGAGGCCGAGGUCCAGAUCCACCAGGUGGCCCGGGUCCAACCCGGGCAGAGGCCGCCCGCCACGGACGGGGCUCACUCCGUCCAGCAGCGCUCCCAGCCGGGGAACGGCCAGGAGCACGGUGGCGAGCACGGCGCCAAACAGCCACAGCACCAUGGGAACAACGGACACGGCCACGGCCACGGACACGGACACGGACACGGACACGGACACACGACAACGCACGUCCGUCACCAUGGAAACGUUGGGAGAUGCUUCCAGGAGACGGUUGAUGGACAGUGUGGCAAGCCUCUGCCAGGCCUAACCAAACAGGAGGAUUGCUGUGGAAGCGUUGGCUCCUCCUGGGGCCUCAACAAGUGCCAGAAAUGUCCAACAAAACCAGCGUUCGCAGUGAUUGCAAACGGACUGGUGGAGUGCCCCAAAGGAUUCAAACGGCUGAACCUCACACACUGUCACGACAUCAACGAGUGCCUGCUGCCCGGGAUCUGCAAAAACGCCGAGUGUCUCAACACCAAAGGGAGCUACAGGUGCAUAUGCAAACCCGGCUACAUGUUAGACGCCGACAGGAGCCACUGUGUCUCGGACAAGGCCGUGUCGGACCAGCGUGCGCUCUGCUACCGGUCGGUGUCGGCCAGCUCCUGCUCUCUGCCGCUGGUCAAUCACAUCACCAAGCAGAUAUGCUGCUGCAGCCGCGUGGGGAAGGCCUGGGGCUCGGCGUGCGACCGCUGUCCUCUGCCAGGAUCAGAUCAUUUCAAGGAGAUCUGCCCGGCCGGCCACGGAUACACGUACUCUCGCUCCGACGUUCAGAUCUCUCUCAGGCAGCUGGAAAACGAUGAGCUGCAGAGCACGGGAGUGUCGCUGGAGGAGCAGAGUCCCACUUACCCCCAGUCGCCUUCCUCUCAGCCGGCGCCGCCUUACCCCGGCUACCUAGACAUACCCCAACAGCCCGUCUACCCCGAGACGCCGCAGGUGCCCCAGUUCCCUGUGAGUCCUCAGAACCCGUCACACCCGGCCAGGGAGUCGCCGAGAGAGACGGACGAUGUGGAAAGUCUGAGCCCGCCAGCUGUUGUGAUCAACUCAUCGCUGAAAAAUCCAGAUGUUUUUCCCGGCAUCCUGAGCUUUGAUUCAAGGGAAACGAGCUCCAGAGGGUCAGCCACAGGGAUUGACAAGUGUGCCGCCGCCCCCGCCAUCUGUGGCCGUGGGAAAUGUGUCCCCGUGCAGACGGGCUACACUUGCCACUGCGAGCCGGGAUUCAAGCUCAGCGCUCUGCAGACCAACUGCAUUGACGUGAAUGAAUGCGACGAGGAGCCGUGCGAGGGCAAAGGCCGCUGCGUCAACAGCUACGGCUCCUACACCUGUCAGUGCUACAGCGGCUUCAGCCAGGUGAUCACUCACAACAGGAAGUUCUGUCAAGACAUUAAUGAGUGCAGCAUGCCCAACAAGUGCCAGAACGGCAACUGUGUCAACACGGAGGGAUCCUUCACCUGCGAGUGCGACAGCGGCUACGCCAAGUCCUGGAGAGACCUCUGCGAAGAUAUAGACGAGUGCAGAGACCCGAGCUCCUGCUCCAGCGGCGUGUGCGUCAACACGCCGGGAUCCUUCCUGUGCCAGGCCUGCGGCCCGGGGUUCAGGCCUGUCAACGAGAGAUGUUUGGAUGUCAACGAGUGCCUGAACCAGACGGUGUGCGGCCGCGGUAGGUGUGUGAACACCGAGGGCUCCUAUUGGUGCAACUGCUUCCAGGGCUUCAAACUCUCCCCAGACAACGUUUGUCAAGAUGUGGACGAGUGCGCGCUUCCGGGAGUCUGUCUCCACGGCCGCUGCGUCAAUCUGGACGGCACCCACAAAUGCACCUGUAACCAUGGCUACCAAGUCGCCUCGGACAGCAAAUCCUGCGAAGAUGUCAACGAGUGCGCAACCGGCAAUGCCUGCCCAGUGGGAAUUUGCAUCAACACCGCAGGUUCCUACACUUGCCAGAACUGCAGGCCUGGGUUUGGACCGUCUGCCGACGGGCUCAGAUGUGAAGAUGUUGAUGAAUGUGCUCAGGGCGACAUGUGUCGAGGCGGAAUGUGUACAAACACUAAGGGGUCCUACACUUGCACCAGAUGUCAGGCGGGCUACAGAGUGUCCCCAGACCGCCAGACCUGCGAAGAUAUCGACGAGUGCCAGUCCCUGUCCACCUGCGCCAACGGCAUCUGUCUGAACACCGAGGGCUCGUACACCUGUGAGAACUGCCCCACGGGCUACAGAGUGUCGUACGACGGAGAGCUCUGCGAAGACAUUGACGAGUGUGCUGAGUCCGCCGCAUGCCCUGGCGGGACGUGCACCAACACCGAGGGUUCCUUCACCUGCGUCGUCUGCCAGCCCGGCUUCAGGGUCUCCGAGGACGGACAGCGGUGCGAUGAUGUGGACGAAUGCUUGGUGGCUAACGUGUGUCCAGGCCAGCUGUGCGCGAACACGGCGGGAUCUUACACCUGCAGGGGCUGCGGAGACGGUCUCCAACUGUCUGCAGAUGGCCGGCACUGUGAAGAUAUUGAUGAGUGCCAGACGCCAGGUGUUUGCCCCACGGGGGUUUGCACCAACACAGAGGGUUCCUAUUCCUGCAUGGCCUGCGACCCCGGCUUCACAGUGGCACCUGACGGCUUCUCGUGUGAAGAUGUGAACGAGUGCGCGGACGCCAGCUCCUGUCUGGGUGGCGAGUGCACCAACAGCGUGGGCUCCUACAGCUGCUCCUGCCCCUCCGGCCUCCAGCUGCUGGACGGGACGUCCUGCACAGACAUCGACGAGUGUUCGACCGUGGCGGGGCUCUGCGGUGAAGGCGACUGUCUGAACACCGAGGGCUCCUACUCCUGCGCCUGCUCGGACGGAUACGUCCACACAGAUGGAACGCCCGGCUGUCAGGAUGUGGAUGAAUGCCAGCGAGACAGCCCGUGCGUGCACGGAGAGUGCGUCAACACCGCCGGCUCCUACCUGUGCCUGUGCGAGGCCGGCUACCGCUUCAACGAAGACACGGCCGACUGCGAAGACCAGAAUGAGUGCAAGGAGUUCGGGAGCUCGGUGUGCGGCACCUGGCACUGUGAGAACACCAUCGGCUCGUACCGCUGCUUCAUGGGCUGCCAGGCCGGCGUGGAGGGAGCCCCAGACUGCGAUAUCGAUGAGUGCGAAAAUGAGACCAUCUGCGGGAACCACGGCUUCUGCGAGAACACCGACGGAUCCUACCGCUGCCAGUGUGACAAAGGGUACACCAACCCGCCUGACGACUUGACCCAGUGUGUCGACGUGAACGAGUGCGAGCUGAGCCCGGCGCUGUGCAGUGAGGCCCUGUGUGAGAACUUCGACGGCAGCUUCCUGUGCAUCUGCCCCAACAGCGAUGAGGAAUUUGAUCCCAUCACCAGCCAGUGUCGCUCCAUGGGUGACAUGGUGGGUAAGCCCCUCCCGCCGGCCGCCGCCGCCUCCAGCCAGGAGAGGAAGGAGUGCUACUACAACCUGAACGGCGACAACUUCUGCAACAACGUGCUGUCCCGCAACACCACCAAGCAGGAGUGCUGCUGCACGGUGGGGGCGGGCUGGGGGGACAACUGCGAGUUCCACGCCUGUCCGGCCCCUGGACUAGACGAUUAUAACCAGCUGUGCCCUCACGGCAGCGGGCUGCUGCCUCUGCCCGUUUCAGCCGCGACUCAAGGCCUGGGUGACGAGCGGCCGUACAUAGACGCAAACGAGUGCGAGAUGUUCGGCUCGGACAUCUGCAGGAACGGACAGUGCUCCAACCUGUUCUCCACCUACACCUGCUACUGCCGCUCCGGCUUCUACUACGACAACAUCCGGCUGGAGUGCGUGGAUUAUGACGAGUGUGAGUUUGGGAACUCCUGUGAGAACGGAGUGUGUGUGAACACGGCCGGCUCCUUCAACUGCUUCUGCAGCCCUCCGUUAGUCCUGGACAGCACCCGGCGGCGCUGCAUCAGCCUCAACACCACGGAGGAGCCGAUCGAGUCGGACCACGACGUGCACAUGGACAUCUGCUGGCAGCGCCUGGAGGGGGACGUGUGCGCCGAGCCGCUGCAGGGACAGAGGACCACCUACACCGAGUGCUGCUGCCUGUACGGCGUGGCCUGGAGCGGACACUGCGCCUUCUGUCCCCAGAGAGACUCCGACGACUACGCCGUCAUGUGUAACCUUCCCCGGCGCGGCGGCCUGCGGGAGCGGGUCGGGUACGAGUACGGCCUGGAGGGUCCGGAGGACCUGGGAGAACAUCUGGUGCCUCCGUACUGGGACAGCUACGGCGGCGGCGCCGGGCCCUACGACAUCCCCGAGGGCGUUCCCCUCUUCAACGACAACGACUACGGCGUGCAGCAGCCGCCGGCGCGAGUGCCGGUGCAGCGGCCGCGGGAGCCCCGGCCGCUGCCCGUCAGCCCCUACGCCGAGCGCUACGACGGCUUCGAGGGCCUCCGGGCGGAGGAGUGCGGCGUCCUGAACGGCUGCGAGAACGGCCGCUGCGUCCGCGUGCGGGAGGGCUACACCUGCGACUGCUUCGACGGCUACGAGCUCAACCUGGACAAGAUGGCCUGCAUAGACAUCAACGAGUGCGAGGACAUCAGCGACAAGGUGCCGCUGUGCCAGAACGGCCAGUGCUCCAACACGGAGGGCUCGUACCGCUGCACCUGCUCCCCGGGCUUCGUGGCCUCCGCCCAGCCGCACAAGUGCAUCCCGGCCGUCCCCGAGGCGGCGCGCAGGGAGGGGGCCAAGUGAGAGCUACACCUCCCACAGGAACGUCCAGACCCGAUUCCCCACAUUACACACACUCACACACACACACAGACACUACACACACACACACACACACACACACACACAGACACUACACACACACACACACCACAAGAGGACCAGGAACUGUGCAGUUGAAUGUAUCACAUGGGAUUUAGUACUCUCCAGAUAUCCAUUUUGCCUUAAAGGGAUUUUGUGGACUGAUCUGUUUUAUUCAGUAACCCCGGGCAAUUUGAUAUACUUUCCACAAUAUUUUUCUCUGUCACUUUCCUUUUUUUUUUUUUUUUUUUUUCUUACUUUUUUGUGUUAUUUAUUUCAUUUACAUGACGGGCCUCUGCAAAAUGAGAACAAAAACUAUUUCAGAGGGCAGACUCGAUUCCUCCUACUUCCGAGAUGUUGGGGGGGGGGGGGGUGAUAAAUGCAUGAUGGGAAGCAAGGAUAAUAGAUCAGCCAUAUAUCAGCAGUGUUAUCUCCAUCCUUCAGUAAUUAGCUUCGGCCCGGGACAGAGUGGACGAGCAGGGGGAAUUUAUUACACCAUAAAACACUUCAGCAGGAAAACCUUCAGCCUUCAAGGACACUAGUAAAGACUGGAGAUGUACAAAUGCAUCUCAAAGAAGCUGAACCUAAUUGUUUGUCAGUUUUGGUACAUUGAAAGUAUUGGACUAUUUAUGACCGGCAGUUUAAAAACAAUGUAUUCAUCCAUCCAACUUCUCAUUCAGAAACAAACUUUCAUAUUUAUGAUCAAUUUACAGUCACUAAUUUACUUAAAACACUUGUUUUUUUUUUAAACUGUGAGGGGAAAUCUUGUGAAACUGACUCUCACACACAGGGAGAUCAUGCAAACUCCCAACUGGUUUUAUAUCUUAGAGAUAUGCAGAACAGCUUUGAUCCUCGGCUCCAUUUCAACCUGAAAUCUGGAAAUACAGACAAAAAAGUCAGUUGUAUGUGUUGAUAAUGAGAGAUAUUUUCAUGCAUCAGAGUCAAACAGGUAGAAGGAUUCCUCAUUUCUCACCCACAAUGCAUCUGGAUCUCGGCUCUCAUGUCAUCCAUCGCCAUUCCCAUGUGUGCAUCUAUCAGUGCAUGUAAAGACAAAGGCUUCGUUGGAGAGGUUUGGUAUAUUUUGUACAGAUCUAGUACUAUGUAUUAUUUUUGUUACAUAUUCUCUUAAUGGAUUAUAGCACAACUAUUACUUUG
This is a messenger RNA of Salarias fasciatus (jewelled blenny), 7481 nucleotides long. Its product is annotated as latent-transforming growth factor beta-binding protein 2-like. The record is from RefSeq and is a predicted model, not a curated record. The coding region runs from base 87 to 6269 and encodes 2060 amino acids. Gene Ontology annotation, molecular function: calcium ion binding. Lineage: Eukaryota; Metazoa; Chordata; Actinopteri; Blenniiformes; Blenniidae. The transcript is spliced from 41 exons.